AUGAGUUUUUUUCCCAUAAGUCAAGGUUUGAUUUCCUCUCUGCCAAUCUUCUCUUUUUCCAUGCUCCGCCUACUACUUUUUCACCGUUUUUUUUCAAUUUUUCUAUUUUCAGCACCAAGGAAUGGCAAGAUGAGUGAUCUGGAGACUUGUGAAUAUGAUAAGGCAUACGGCCCAAAUGCAAUUCCAGCUGUUAACUGCUCGGAUCUCAUACAUACCGUAUACGAUGGAUAUACGAAGACAUGUGUCACGGCACAGAUUAUACAGUUUGAGGACCAGGUUUUUUGGGGUCCCAAUUUUUUUUCGAAUUUUUCAAAAUUUUGA
This is a messenger RNA of Caenorhabditis briggsae, 321 nucleotides long. Lineage: Eukaryota; Metazoa; Nematoda; Chromadorea; Rhabditida; Rhabditidae. The record is from RefSeq and is a predicted model, not a curated record. The transcript has 3 exons. The coding region runs from base 1 to 321 and encodes 106 amino acids.